AAUUGAGUGUUUCCGCCCAUAAAGUUUUCCGCUGUAUAAGUAAAUUUGUAUAUUAUUAUCCAGGAAAUUGAAUAAUUUCUUUAUCAAUUGUCAUGACGCAGUCAUGGUGUUGUGAUAUUCUCGAUGACAAGUCCUGUAAAUGCAACAAUUCCCAGAAGUGAUUGUAUAUUUAUGCACAUCUUACGCACGACUCUCACAAUUUGAAAGCAAACUAAAAAAGUGAUCAUCAUUAAUUCGUAUACAUGGCUUUACGUAUGAUGUCAGCAAUAAUGCCAGGCAUGCAUAAUGCAAAUGAUGCUAAUCAAACAUAUGACCAUACUGCUGAACGACAGAAACUAUUGGAAGAUGUAUUGGCUGCAGCAAAAAAGUGUCACGUUAGAUUUGGUGGGCGUACUGAAUUAGCAACAGAAUCAGAUAUAUGUGUUACACAACUGUGUCAUAUAUUUGAAUCAAUCUUUAGCCAUGGGUUACGAACAAAUUGUAUAGAAAAAAUUAACUCAGCUUUAAGGCAUGUGUCUGACAUUGUAUCUGGUAGCAGUACAAAAUUGUGCAAUGCAUCGGAUGCAGCAUUUUGGCCGUGUAUAAAGGAACAAUUAACAUGGCACGAACAAGAACGUUUUAGUAUACUAAAAAGAGUUCAUACAGAUUAUGGUAGAGGUAGAGCAUGGUUAAGAGCUGUUUUAAAUGAGCGGUCUUUAGAACGUCAUUUACAUGCUAUCAUUGACACUAGUAUAUUAUCUCCUUUUUAUGAAGAUUGGGCAUUUUUACUUGACCAAGAAAGAAGUGCAGUACUGCCAAAUGUAGCGGCAGGACUUGGUAGCAUUUUGUUUGCAAUUAGGAUUGAUAAUGAAGAAUUGGAUAACAAUUCUAGAGGAAAAGAAAUUGAGAAUCAGAAAGUUACGCUAUCUGAACCAAUUAUAUCAACUGCAAUACCAGAACCUACUUUGAAACAACAGAAGCAAAGAAAAAAAGUACCAACUCAUAUAAUUUCAUUUGAUAACGAAAACAGUGAUGAACCAGAGAAUACAGAAGCCAACGUUUCAGUUAGUGCACCUCCAACCUGCUUAAAUUCACCUACAGUAAUUUCAACUAUGAAUUCAACAUCGUCUUGUAUAUUAGAAUCUCAAUCUCAAACACAAUCAAAUAAUGCGAAUAUAACAAUCGAUAAAGAAAUGUCGGAGUGGGAGAAAUGUGUACCGUUUGAAGAAGAAAAAGUAUUAACUCCAGUUACAGAUUCAAGUAAUAUGGGAGGUCUUGUUCCUGUGUCACCUUUAGAUCAAACAUUAGAUGACAUGCUAAUAGCAUUGCCAAACUACUUAGACGAUUCGUCUGAAGUAACAGAAGCUGCAGUGGAAGCCACUGAACCACUGGCAAGCUUAGAUGCCCAUGUUGAUACUGAAAGUCUAGAUGUAGAGGCAUUACGAGUAAAACUUUUAGCAACAAAUGAAAUAUUAGAACAAGCUAGGGAAGAUGCUGUAGCUAGUAGGUCUCAACUUGCUCGAUUACAAAGACAACAUCAAAAUUAUCUUGAAAGACAUGAGCUACAGAUACAAGCACUAAAUAGGGAAAAUGAACUGUUAAGACAACAAUUACGUAAAUAUGUAACAGCAGUACAAAUGUUAAGAAGAGAUUCAGAUGUCACUACUGUAUCUGAAGAGGAUCCAUCAUUGGAUUACAAUAACGAAGCUCAACAGUAUGAAGAGAAAUUAAUACAAGUCGCAGACAUGCAUGCCGAGCUAAUGGAAUUUAAUGCUAGAUUAAUUCUUCAAUUGACUGAUAGAGAUAAAUUAGUUAAAUUAUUACAAGCUGAAUUAGAGUGUCUUCGCGGCCCGUUGAACGAAGAUGACUUGCCAUCAGAACCACCAUGCCUCAUCCAUAUAUGGAUUCCAUCCGCGUUUCUUACUGGCCAAUCUUCCGACAUUUAUCACGUUUACCAGAUAUACGUACGUAUUAGAGACACCGAAUGGAACAUAUAUAGGCGAUACGCACAAUUUUAUGCACUUUAUAGAGAACUGAAGAAACAUGAUACUAUCAUUACUACCUUCGAAUUUCCUCCAAAGAAGACAAUAGGAAAUAAGGAUGCCAAGUUUGUCGAGGAGAGGCGACAAAAAUUACAGCACUGGUUAAGACGAAUUGUUGGGAGACUAGCUCAGUGUUCGCCCGCAUUCGCAUCCAGACCAUGCAGACAAACGCUUAUAUCGCUAAUGCCUUUCUUCGGUGAUAACCCUAAUACUGAGGAUUCUAGGAAAAAUAAUUCUACAAGAAACACAUUUUCUUCUUCCCCUCAAUACAUGGGUUUGUAA
This is a messenger RNA of Dufourea novaeangliae, 2303 nucleotides long. RefSeq names its product sorting nexin-29-like. NCBI's taxonomy places the organism in Eukaryota, Metazoa, Arthropoda, Insecta, Hymenoptera, Halictidae. The transcript has 12 exons. Gene Ontology annotation, molecular function: phosphatidylinositol binding. The record is from RefSeq and is a predicted model, not a curated record. Bases 243 to 2303 code for a protein of 686 amino acids.